Messenger RNA from Tripterygium wilfordii, 2160 nucleotides. RefSeq names its product tyrosyl-DNA phosphodiesterase 1. Lineage: Eukaryota; Viridiplantae; Streptophyta; Magnoliopsida; Celastrales; Celastraceae. Gene Ontology annotation, cellular component: nucleus. Gene Ontology annotation, molecular function: single-stranded DNA binding; double-stranded DNA binding; protein binding. The record is from RefSeq and is a predicted model, not a curated record. The transcript has 16 exons. Bases 100 to 2049 code for a protein of 649 amino acids. Gene Ontology annotation, biological process: single strand break repair; double-strand break repair.
UAAAGCGGUGCGUUUUUUACUGAAACUCCCUCUUCCUAAACCCGGCCUCUCUUUGCAAACAAAGCACUCUCCGUCUCAUGCAGCACAAAAUCCGCAUCAAUGGCUGCUCACUUGCAGGUUGGCUAUUUGGUUCAUCUCAAUCAAAAUCUCGAGGAAGACACCUCAUCAGCGAAGCUUCCACUCUCGCCGGGCACAAACAACAUUGGUCGCACCAAUAUCUCUGUAACAGACAAGCGGAUCAGCCGGAAGCACCUCUCUCUCAUCGCCUCCACCGACGGCUCUGCGAAUUUGACCGUGGAAGGCAUCAAUCCGGUUGUGGUAUUAUCAGGGAAUGAGAGGAAGAAGCUGAGCUCUGGAGAGAAUUUGUUGAUUCGUAGUGGUGAUAUUAUAGAGUUGAUCCCUGGCCAUCACUUCUUCAAGUAUGUUGCAUCAUUAGCUGUUGGUGAUAAAAAUGCGCAGAAAAGGGCUUUUAGUUCAACUGAUCAAAGAGAGGAGCUUACUCCGAAGAAGUUGCGGCAAAGACGGGAGGAUAAAGCUAUAUCUUCCAGGAACUCCCAGCAGAACAAUAUAGCAGGAAAUAGUGAAGAGGCAAUGCGCCAUUUUCAUGUAUCUUGUGAUAAGUUGCCUCACACAUUUCGACUUUUACAAGUGCAAGGGCUACCGGCAUGGGCAAAUACCUCUUGUGUUUCUAUUGAGGACGUGAUUCAGGGAGAUAUCCUUGUAGCGAUCCUUUCUAAUUACAUGGUGGAUAUUGAUUGGUUAAUACCUGCAUGUCCAACACUUGCAAAAAUACCUCAUGUGAUGGUCAUACAUGGCGAAGGUGAUGGUACACUGGAGCAUAUGAAGAGAAAGACGCCUGCAAAUUGGAUUGUCCACAAGCCCCCAUUGCCCAUUUCAUAUGGUACACACCAUUCAAAGGCCAUGAUUCUGGUCUAUCCUCGAGGUGUGAGAAUUAUUGUGCAUACUGCAAACUUAAUAUAUGUUGACUGGAACAACAAAAGCCAAGGUCUGUGGAUGCAAGAUUUCCCGUGGAAGGAUGAAAACAAUCCAAGCAAAAUAUGUGAAUUUGAAAAUGACUUGACUGAUUAUCUCAGUGCACUGAAGUGGCCUGCAUUCACUGUUAAACUACCAAUGAUUGGAAGCUUCAAUAUAAAUCCAUCUUUUUUCAAGAAGUUUGAUUACAGUGAUGCAGUGGUCAGAUUAGUUGCGUCUGUCCCUGGUUAUCACACAGGUACCAAUGUCAGAAAAUGGGGACACAUGAAGCUACGGACUAUUCUCCAGGAGUGUAUUUUCAACAAAGAGUUCCAGAAUGCUCCAUUUGUUUAUCAGUUCUCCUCACUUGGUUCACUGGAUGAGAAGUGGAUGGCUGAGCUGGCAUCCUCAAUGUCAUCAGGAAUUACUGAAGAUAAAAAACCUCUUGGUCUGGGAGAGCCACUGAUUGUAUGGCCUACAGUAGAGGAUGUCAGAUGCUCUUUAGAGGGUUAUGCAGCGGGGAAUGCAGUUCCAAGCCCCCUAAAAAAUGUGGAGAAAGAAUUUUUGAAGAAGUAUUGGGCAAAAUGGAAGGCAAGCCAUGCCGGCCGCUGUCGCGCAAUGCCUCAUAUAAAGACAUACACACGUUAUAGUGGUCAAGAACUUGCCUGGUUCCUCCUAACCUCAGCUAAUCUCAGCAAAGCCGCAUGGGGAGCUCUCCAAAAAAGCAACUCUCAGUUGAUGAUUCGUUCAUAUGAGCUUGGGGUGUUGUUUUUGCCAUCUGUAAUCCAAAGCAAUGGACACGUUUUUUCUUGUACAAAUGAAUAUUCAAAGAAACAAAUUGGAUCGAAGGAAAAUGAUGAUGUUCAGAAAGCCAAACUAGUGACUCUGAAUUGGCAAGGAAGCAAGUCUUCGCAGUCUGCAUCUGAAGUUACUGUAUUGCCUGUGCCUUACGAGCUCCCGCCUCAACGAUACUCUUCUGAAGAUGUUCCAUGGUCUUGGGAUCGACGUUAUAACAAGAAAGAUGUGUGUGGCCAAGUUUGGCCACGUCGUGUUCAGCUGUAUUCUUCUCAAGACUAAUAAGCUCUCUAACAUUUGAAUCUCUGUACAUGGAAUGCUGUCUUAGUUCUGUUGCGUGAGUUAUAUUGCACUAUUAUAUGAUUGAUGUUGAAGCGUGCACCUUUCCCACCA